UGUCACGUGGCGGAGCAGCAAGAUGGCGGCGCGCGGAGUGUGACCGAGGAGCCCCCCGGAGCCCCGAGCGUGCCCGGAGCCGCCCGCGCCAUGGUGACGGAGCAGGAGGUGGAGGCCAUCGGCCGCACGCUGGUGGACGCGGCGCAGCCGCUGCCCGCCCGGUUCCGGGCCCUCUUCACCCUGCGCAACCUGGGCGGCCGCGCGGCCGUGGAGUGGAUCAGCCGCGCCUUUGGGGACAGCUCGGCGCUGCUGAAGCAUGAACUGGCCUAUUGCCUGGGCCAGAUGCAGGACGAGGCCGCCAUCCCGGUGCUCAUCCGCGUGCUGGAGGACACGGCCCAGGAGCCCAUGGUCAGGCACGAGGCAGGUGAAGCCCUGGGUGCCAUUGGGAACCCCGAGGUGCUGGAUGUCCUGAAACGCUAUUCCCAGGAUCCCGUGGUCGAGGUGGCAGAGACGUGUCAGCUGGCCGUGAGGAGGCUGCAGUGGCUGCAGAACAACAAGGAGCAGGCAGGCAGCAGCCCGUACCGCUCUGUGGAUCCUGCUCCCCCCGCAGAGGAGACGGACGUCGCCAAGCUCCGGGAGAUCCUCCUGGAUGAGUCCCAGGAGCUGUUUGAGCGCUACCGGGCCAUGUUUGCGCUGCGGAACGUGGGGGGCCAGGCUGCUGUGCUGGCACUGGCAGAAGGGCUGCGCUGCGGCAGCGCGCUGUUCCGCCACGAGAUCGGCUACGUGCUGGGGCAGCUGCAGGACGAGGCGUGCGUGCCGCAGCUGACGGCGGCACUGUGCAGCCGCGCCGAGAGCGCCAUGGUGCGGCACGAGUGCGCCGAGGCGCUGGGCGCCAUCGCCCGGCCCGGCUGCCUGCGCGCCCUGCGCGCCUUCGCGGCCGACGAGGAGCGCGUGGUGCGCGAGAGCUGCCAGGUGGCCCUGGACAUGUACGAGUACGAGAACGGCGCCCAGUUCCAGUACGCCGACGGGCUCUGCAAGCUGCAGGCCUCCUCCUGAGCCCGGGCCGGGCCUGCCGCCCCGUCGUGCCGCCGCCGGCGGAUCCGUGCCUUGCCGAGCUGCGGGAGGGACCGGGUUUGCUCUCUGGCACAAUUACAGGCACCUUUUCCCUCCAAAUCCGGGCUGAGCUGCUACUUGCCUCCCCGGCGCUCCUCGCCGGCCGCCGUUUCCUGGAUCUGCCCCUUUUCCCUGCCAGGAUCGGCGCUGCCCGCCCGCGGCGUGGCUCGGGGCUCGGACCGGGUGGGCUCAGCUUGGCGCGUCGGAGCCUGCUGCGGCCCUGCAGGGCCUGGGCCUGCCCUGGGUUGGUGCUGCCCCGUUGGCAGCUCCGUUCUCCACAGCUGAGCUUUGCUGGGGGCUAGGAUGGGCUUUGGGCGCCCGCUCUUGUGGGCUGUGGUGUCGGGAUGCUUUGAAAUUGCUCUCGGUGGUGGUGCCGAGCUGGGGCCCUCCUCACCCGUGCUGUGGGUUUGGCUUCUCCUGUUGGGACAAGCUGGAGCUGAGCCUGUGGCAGCCUCUGCCCCAGGAUGGGGGUUGUUUCAUGGCAGAGUUGGGAAGAAAUGGCUGGGUUUUUUCUGCAGGGAAGGGCGCUGCCAUUAGGGUGGGCAGGGUGAGGCAGAGCCUGCCUGGGCUUUCCCCUGUGUUUAACCAGGGCCAGGAGAGCUGAGGCUGCUGCUGGCACCCAAAUCCCUCAGUCAGCCCAGCCUGGGCACUGGGGUUUGGGGUUUGGCAAGGAAUAAAGCACUGGCAGAGGAA
Messenger RNA from Melospiza melodia melodia, 1746 nucleotides. RefSeq names its product deoxyhypusine hydroxylase (gene DOHH). The transcript has 5 exons. The record is from RefSeq and is a predicted model, not a curated record. The coding region runs from base 91 to 996 and encodes 301 amino acids. Gene Ontology annotation, molecular function: deoxyhypusine monooxygenase activity. Lineage: Eukaryota; Metazoa; Chordata; Aves; Passeriformes; Passerellidae. Gene Ontology annotation, biological process: peptidyl-hypusine biosynthetic process.